This is a messenger RNA of Tremella mesenterica DSM 1558, 730 nucleotides long. RefSeq lists its product as uncharacterized. Bases 401 to 580 code for a protein of 59 amino acids. The transcript has a single exon. Lineage: Eukaryota; Fungi; Basidiomycota; Tremellomycetes; Tremellales; Tremellaceae. The record is from RefSeq and is a predicted model, not a curated record.
CUUCUUCAAUCAUUGCAUUGAAUUACCCUAUACAACAGUUGCGAUGCCCAUGACUUCUGACUUGUUCCAUAGCUAUCCGAUUGAUGUGUGUGUGAGGGCCAUGAUGCUUAAUGACAAAGCUCCCGAAAUAGAACAAAGAGAGGAAAAUUCGUCAAGACUCGUCAUUCUUCCACCUCCUUCACAAUCCAUGUCCUCCAUGUCCUAGACCUUUCUCGAUUGUCCUCUUCUUAUCAUAUCCUUUACAUAUUCACCUGAAAAAAUGGGAACACACGCCACUGCUCACCACCCAUGAUACCUAUAUCCAGUGUCCAUGGUCUCACCCCUUCUCUGCAGCUCACGACGUCUCAUUCUUCCUUCCAUCACCAACCUCUGUCUGUCCCCAUCCGUAUUACUCCUCACCAUGGCCGGUGCUUCCAAUCUGUGUUCGCUGUCACUAGGAGAGGCCGUGAGCUCGGCUGAACUGUGUGUUCGUGGUAUACCUGCUGCUUCUCCAGAUCCCACACGGGUGAGAGGGCGUAGGAAGCCUCCUAGAAUGGUCGGCUUUACCGAACGCUUAUUAGGGUCGGCGCUGAGAGUAUGAGAGGGUAGGACAUACGACCGAGAAUGAAGUUGGGGUUGGGGUUGAGGAUGUGGGGUGGGCUGUAGCAAAGGGUGAUGAUGUCGAGGAAGCGGUGGUCGAUCAAUCUCCUCUGGCGAUUGGGCCGUUGACCCUCCUCGCGAACGGGUGUUG